CUGUGUUUUAAUCUGUACAAUUCCAUAUAGAACUUAUUCUUGUGUUGUUUUUCAAAUUCUGGCGGCUCAGCUGCCAUAGUUCCGGUUGCCAUGACGAUGUCAUCUCACUUUAUGACAUCACAGAUAAUAGACUACAAAGCCCCUCACUUCUGUACAGGUUUUCGUACAAGUAAGACGUGUUUGUUUCCAGAGAGUGAGAAGCAGGAGAUUUCGACAAAUUCUUCCAACAACACUUUCAGUUUUAGUUCUACGAGAGAAAAACACGACAGAAAUGGAACGUUCAACCCCAGAAUUAAGGCGCAGUGUCCGUCUUCAGGAAAAGGGUUAUUAUGGACCACAGGACAAAUCCGUCAUCAGCUACAAGGAAAGACUCUUCAAAGUCUUCAAGCGACGAAGGCAGAGACAGCGUGAUGAUGAAAAGCAUCACUUUGUGCCACUGCCACUGCCACUGCCACUGCCACUGCCACUGCCUUCUCGAACUAAUUCAACCAAACAGCCAAAGCCCAACUACCUGCCCACACAGUUUGAGGUUUUGGUCAUGGUGUUGUUCAUCCUGCUUGGAGCCAUCCCUUUUCGGAGAGAAGCAGGAGGUGCAGGAGGUGCAGGAGGUGCAGGAGAUGCAGGAGGUGCAGGAGGUGCACUAGGAGGGGACAGAGCAGUACUAGCAGCAGGAGAUGUAGGACGUGUAGGAGGUGUAGGAGGUGUAGGAGGUGCAGGAGAUGCACCAGGAGGGCACAGAGCAGUACUAGCAGCAGGAGAUGCUCCACUGAUGGUAAACUACGCUCUUCUGUCACAGCAGGCCACAGUUCUCCGAUCUCGCUCUAGCCCCACCUACUUUCGACACGGUGUAUUGGAGAUGAUCCAGUGGCUGUUGUGCUCCAAACAUCUCUUUGUGCUGCGCCCUGAUUCCCCCCUGAUCCCCGGCUACUGCUGGCCCUUCGCUGGAGACAAAGGACACCUUCACAUCCAACUGGCCCAGAACAUCCAAAUUACCCACGUGACACUGGGGCACAUCACCAAGACCCAAUCGCCAACCGGGGAGACCACAUCGGCACCCAAGCACUUCGCUGUCUACGGGAAGACGACGUUGGAUGGAACGGAGCAACUACUCGGACGAUUUUUCUACGACACGGGGGAACCGGGUUUCCAAACGUUUGCGAUUUCAGGAGGGAAAGGUGUAUCUUUUAAACAUGUACGACUGCAGGUGGAGUCCAACUGGGGCAACACGGAAUACACCUGUCUGUACAAUUUUAAGGUGCACGGAACACCUGCGCCCCCUGUCGGCCAAGUCACGCCCCCUCAACAAGGACAGUGUCAUUGA
This is a messenger RNA of Boleophthalmus pectinirostris (great blue-spotted mudskipper), 1321 nucleotides long. Its product is annotated as SUN domain-containing protein 1-like. The record is from RefSeq and is a predicted model, not a curated record. Gene Ontology annotation, molecular function: protein-membrane adaptor activity. Gene Ontology annotation, biological process: nuclear envelope organization. The transcript has 6 exons. The coding region runs from base 272 to 1321 and encodes 349 amino acids. Lineage: Eukaryota; Metazoa; Chordata; Actinopteri; Gobiiformes; Gobiidae. Gene Ontology annotation, cellular component: nuclear envelope; meiotic nuclear membrane microtubule tethering complex.